ACACUUGACUUUCAUCAUUCCGUGAAUCUCUCUCAUAUUUAAUUAAUAGAUAGAAUAGACAGGUGUAUUUAAGUGUGAAAAGUUGUGAAUUUUAAUUUAGCGUGAAGAUGAUGAAUCCAUUUGGAAAAACCCAAAUGCGAAAAAAAUCACAGAAGCUCGCUCCAAUAAUCGUAGCAGCCUUAUUAACACUCCUCCUAACAAUCCAUUUAUACCUCUCCUUCAUCGGAGGAGCCACCCCAACAUUCGUUUCCCGGGCUAACUACAAACGAGGGGCCGAAUGCGACCUGUUUGCGGGCGAAUGGGUGCGGAAUCCGGAGGGCCCGUACUAUACCAACGAGACGUGCGAUGCAAUUCAGGAGCAUCAGAAUUGCAUGAAAUUCGGGCGGCCCGAUACGGACUACCUCAAAUGGAGGUGGAAGCCCGACGCCUGCGACCUUCCCCUUUUCCAGCCCCAUCUCUUUCUGCAAAUGGUAAAGGGAAAAUCAUUAGCGUUUAUCGGUGAUUCUGUUGCUAUAAAUCACAUGCAGUCCUUGAUUUGCCUCUUGUCUAAGGUUGCACGUCCCGUAGAGUCCGCGGAUCCAUUGUAUUCAAAAAUAUUGUAUCAAUACAAAGAGCACGACUUCAACAUCACUAUUUUCUGGACGCCGUUUCUGGUCAAGACCGGAACCAUAGACCCCUCCCACGGCCGCCCGUUCGAUCUAUACCUCGACGAGUUCGACGACACGUGGUCCAACCAAAUCGCACAUUUCGACUACCUCAUAAUCUCCGCCGGCCCCUGGUUCUUCCGCCCGAGCUACUUCCACCUCAACCGCCGCCUCCACGGCUGCCUCUACUGUCCCGAGCCUGACUCCAACAUCACGCACCUCGCGCCGGCCUUCGCCUACCGCCACGCCUUCCGCACGGCGUUCCGCGCCAUCCACGCCGCCGCCGGAUACAGAGGCGUGACGUUCGUGCGGACCUACGCGCCGUCGCAUUUCGAGGGCGGCGCGUGGGACAAUGGCGGGGACUGCGUGCGGAAGACGCCGUUUACGAGGAACCAGACGACACUCGCGGAGGGCGCGUCGGAGUUUCAUACGAUACAGUUGGAGGAGCAGGAAAUUGCAAGAAGAGCAGGGAGGCUAACUGGAGGGAAGUUUGUUCUAUUUGAUACAACCAUGCCCAUGUGGCUGAGGCCGGAUGGGCAUCCUAGUAAAUAUGGCCAUUUGCCAGGGGCAAAUGUGGUAUUGCGUAAUGACUGCGUGCAUUGGUGUUUGCCUGGCCCCAUUGAUGCUUGGAGUGAUUUUUUGCAGGAAUUGUUGAGGCGAGAAAUUCAACACAAUUAAUAUUUUACUAAUUGUUUUUAUUUUAAUAGGAAAUUCUUGUGUAAUAUUAUCAUUAUCAUUACAUUCAUUCAUUGAUGAUAAUGUUGAUGAAAAUACUGCCCCACUUUUUGGUGUGUAUGCUUUUCAAAUUUUUGUAGUUUAUGAAGUGGGUGUAUUUUUAAUGAAAUGAUGUUGACAUCUAUCAGAGAA
Messenger RNA from Salvia splendens (bonfire salvia), 1511 nucleotides. RefSeq names its product protein trichome birefringence-like 19. Gene Ontology annotation, molecular function: O-acetyltransferase activity. Lineage: Eukaryota; Viridiplantae; Streptophyta; Magnoliopsida; Lamiales; Lamiaceae. Gene Ontology annotation, cellular component: Golgi apparatus. The transcript has 3 exons. Bases 108 to 1322 code for a protein of 404 amino acids. The record is from RefSeq and is a predicted model, not a curated record.